Messenger RNA from Sinocyclocheilus grahami, 1633 nucleotides. RefSeq lists its product as uncharacterized. Lineage: Eukaryota; Metazoa; Chordata; Actinopteri; Cypriniformes; Cyprinidae. The coding region runs from base 50 to 1633 and encodes 527 amino acids. The transcript is spliced from 12 exons. The record is from RefSeq and is a predicted model, not a curated record.
GCGGAGGGAAGGCACACGCGCGCGAGCUUUUCCAGCCACUCGCUUGCAGAUGCGACUGGACGGGCUCAGGUUUGCGGGGAAUAACUACAAAAUCAACAUUCCUUGUGGCUUCUCGUUGGAGUCCGUCCUCACCUUACAAGCACUUCUCAAGCUCUGCAGAAUGAACAGGGCAUUUAACAGGAGAAAGGAUAAACCCUGCAUGCACACACCUGAAGCCUUGGUGACUCCAAUAUUCCUUUGUCUGCUAUUGAGUCGUUUCCCCUAUGUGCUACAUCGCACGCUCUGCAUAUUCUAUCACACCAGCCUGAGUGAGCGGUGUAAGGCACGCCUACCAGCGAACGGUCCCAAGGAGGAUUUCGCCGCUUUCGUGGAGUGGGUGCUGGAGAGAAAUGGACUGUAUUUCUCCGUCUGCCCCGCCAAGGAGGACAUCUCCAGCCCCACUCACGAACCAGAGACCAGCCAGCCGUCAUCCCGCUGCACGGAGCAAGAGCCUGAGCCCACCGCGACACGAGAGCCAGCGUGCAAAACCACGACUGAGCCGAUCGUCGCCCAGGAGCAUGAGCCUCAAGACCGUUCUGACCAGACCAGCCAGCCGUCAUCCCGCUGCACGGAGCAAGAGCCUGAGCCCACCGCGACACGAGAGCCAGCGUGCAAAACCACGACUGAGCCGAUCGUCGCCCAGGAGCAUGAGCCUCAAGACCGUUCUGACCAGUUUCAAAAGCACAUCAAGAAGUCAGAGGGGCAGAAAACUCCUAAAGUGGAGCUUCAGAUCUCUAUAUAUGGUGUGAAGAUAUUGGACCCUAAAACCAAGGAGAUGCAGCAUAACUGCCAACUUCACAGAAUGUCCUUCUGUGCAGAUGACAAAACAGAUAAAAGAAUCUUCACCUUUAUCUGCACAGAACCCGAGACGAAGAAACACCUGUGUUACGUGUUUGACAGUGAAAAAUGUGCGGAGGAGAUCACUCUUGCUAUCGGACAAGCCUUUGAUCUCGCCUACAAAAAGUUCCUAGAGUCUGGUGGAAAAGAUGUAGAGACGAGAAAACAGAUUGGAAACCUUCAGAAACGAAUUCAGGAUUUGGAGAUGGAGAACUCAAAACUGAAGAAGAAGCUUAAGGAGCUGGAGGAUCAGAUGAUGGAUUCUCGCUGCUCGCCAAAGCCGUCUGCCUUGUCCUGGUGUGGUGAUGAUGUCACAUCACUGUCCAGCCUAGAGAUCUCCUCUGUCACUCUAACGCCUGUCAGCUCACCCGAUUCCAGCCAAUCAGCAAGCUUGCUCACCCAGCCUCCUGCUAAGCCCACCCACUCACAGCCCACAAGUGGUUACAUCGUGCCACGACCUCGUGCUGGAAGCAUACAAGCUAGAGUGCCCUCUACUGACAUAUUUGAUAUGGUUCCAUUCACCCCCGAAUCUCCAAUAACAAGACGAUUGAACUGUAACGGCAUCUCAUCUCCGUACCUGCCUCCUAAAAAAGACAGAGAUAUAGACCUGUUUGGAGCAGAACCAUUCGAUCCAUUCAUUUGUGGACCAGCUGUCUUCACCCCAGACAUCCAGUCCAAACUGGAUGAGAUGCAGGUGAGCAUAAUUAGUCUUUUAUGUUUUUUUUUAAUCUUUCAUUUAGAUAAGCAGCAAUAUUGA